CACAAGAUUUUCAUAUUUUUAGCUUUUAAAUUCAACUUUCUUUGAAUCGAUUGAGAAAAACUGUUGAAAAAUGAAACUUUCAGACGAACCUCUGACCUUUCUGUUGUUCCUUGGAGCAACUCUGAUCUUCAGCUCAUCCACUGGUGUCUCUGGCACAGGUGUCUCACUAGAAGAUUUGCAACAACAAGCCCGCACCAUGUUGAGGGUAUUCAAAAAUGAUCUGAACGAUGUGAGCAAAAAUGCGCGAGAAGUCAACAAAAAACUGAAGAAAAUGACUAAGGCAAUUGGAGGAGCUGCAGACGAAAUUGACAUGGGGAAUAGCAAACAGUCGGGCGGAGAUAUGAUACGCGAAAUCAGCAAAUUGCUAGAGACAUCCAGCGACGUCGACACGGCGUUCGCCUACUCGACUUUGAAAGCAAUGAACGAAACAGCAAUUACCUCAGAAACCGACUACAUUGCAGAGGUGAACGAGCUCAAAGACAAAUUUCCAGACGACGCUGAUUUGCAAUCACUUGCGGAAAAGGCGAUUGAGUACUCUGAGCAAUACAAAACAGUGGUAGACUCGCUGAUCACAAACGCUGACCGUUUGUUCGGACAAAUGAAGGACGAACAAAUGAAGACUGCUGAUGUUUUAAUGAGGGUGCAAGGAAAAUAGGACCUAUUUGGGAGAAUAACUGAUCAUUAUGUAAAGUAAUGCACAUGAAAUCCGGUUCACAUGAUAAAGUUUCAACUUUGAUUUCAAAUUUAAGGUU
Symsagittifera roscoffensis is the source of this 752-nucleotide messenger RNA. RefSeq lists its product as uncharacterized. NCBI's taxonomy places the organism in Eukaryota, Metazoa, Xenacoelomorpha, Acoela, Convolutidae. The transcript has 3 exons. The record is from RefSeq and is a predicted model, not a curated record. The coding region runs from base 71 to 655 and encodes 194 amino acids.